This is a messenger RNA of Solanum dulcamara, 648 nucleotides long. RefSeq lists its product as uncharacterized. The record is from RefSeq and is a predicted model, not a curated record. NCBI's taxonomy places the organism in Eukaryota, Viridiplantae, Streptophyta, Magnoliopsida, Solanales, Solanaceae. The coding region runs from base 1 to 648 and encodes 215 amino acids. The transcript is spliced from 3 exons.
AUGGAGGAUUUAUCUACUUCAGUUGAUAUUCAAUGGAUGAUUGGGGGUGAUUUUAAUGCAAUAACUUUAGAAGAUGAGAAAUUUGGAGGCCUUUCAGUAACUAUCAAUGAAAUUCAGGAUUUCAGAGGUUGCAUCAAGAACUGUGGAAUAUCAGAUUUAGGGUUUAGUGGCAGCAAAUUUACUUGGUGGAAUGGACUAAAUGGUGAUGAUUGUAUUUUUAAGAGAUUGGAUAGAUGUUUAGGUAAUCAGCUAUUACAAGCAAAGUACUUUAGUAUGGGUUUUAUAGAGGUGAUUAGACAAAAUUGGACAACUAAUUUUCUGGCAAACCCAUUCAUACUUUUUCAUCAUAAACUGAAAAAAAUGAAAGCAGCUUUGGCACAAUGGAGUAAAGCAAUUUUUGGGAAUAUAUUUCAAGAAAUUGAAGUUCUUGAAGAGAUUAUUAAGGAUGGGGAUAGAAAUACAAAAUUUUUUCAUGCUCAUGUCCAGGGGAGAAGGAAAAGGAUGCAGAUAAGAAGAAUUCAAGGAGAAGAUAAGAACUGGAUAAAAGAAGAAGGGAAAAUAAUUGCUGAAGCCAUCAGAUUUUACACUGCUCAGCUUAUAAAAGAAGAAGAUCCAAAAGAUUUUGAAAUUCUAAAUCAUUUACCCUAA